Microbotryum saponariae is the source of this 798-nucleotide messenger RNA. The record is from the annotation of a GenBank genome assembly. NCBI's taxonomy places the organism in Eukaryota, Fungi, Basidiomycota, Microbotryomycetes, Microbotryales, Microbotryaceae.
AUGUUGGAAGGAUGGUUGGAAGGAGCGAGUGGGGAGGAACCAGUGGGGGAGCUCGAGGUGGUGCUGGGGAACUGCGCGAAGGAGGGUCGGGAGCUGGCGAGGAGGGAGCAUCGGGAGCGGGUGGAGCGGAUGGCGGUCUUGGUGGGAAGGGUGCAGGAUCUGGAGGCGUUGCCGGUGAUGGGGGACGAGGAGACGGCCGAAUGGACGCGGACGACGGAGGAACUUAGGCGAGCGGUCAACGAGCGCGCGCACCAACUUCGGAUCCGAGCCCACGUACCCGAAAUCGCUACCGAGGAACGACUGUCGCGGCCGGUCCACGCCAAGCUCGCGGCACGGAGUUCGGAUUCCAAGAUCACAGCACUGCGAUUGCCCAACGGAGAGCUGACACAUGACAUUGACGUCGCGCUUGACCACACACAGGCGCACUUUCAGCGCCUCUACGAUCUCGAGCCGCGCGAUCGGGACCACGUCGAGCGACUUAGGGACGAUUUCUUGGCGCCGAUCAGGUCGGCGCGCACUUGCGAUGACCCGAGCUCGGACCCGCUCUUUCUGCGACGACUCUCGGAAGCGCACAUCGAGCUGCUGCAGCAACCCAUCACCGAGGACGAGGUCGUAGCCGCAAUCGCAACAACACACCCCGGUCGAUCGCCGGGUCCAUCUGGCGUGCCCUACGAGCUCUAUCACACAGCGCCGCGGGCGUGGGCCAAGGCGCUGAGCAGGGCCUUCAACGCGAUGACCGAGCGCGGCUCGCUUUCACCGAAGCAGGGGCAAGGUGACAGGCAACGUCGGAGGGGAUGA